AUGGAUGUGUUUCGCUACAAACGACUGCCUAUGAUGUGGUUCGGGAUGAUUGUAAUGAAAGCUACAAUUUGCAACAGAGGUAGUACCUGCGAACCUCGAUUUAACGGAACCAUACCAUUAGGAGGCAAGGCCGAAAUCAACGCUCAAGUUGCUCUGGUACAUGACGAUUUAGAUGUUUCACCAGAAGGCGGCGCCGCUUACGUGCUUAGUGGGCCGGUAAUGGUCAAGGAGGGUCCGAGGACAAUCGAAGUAGUCAUGGACAGUGGCUUAAAACUUCGAACAGGACCAGUAAGAAAUUAUAAAAUUGGAGUGGAAGUAAAGAGUGUAGGGUUAGUGGCUGGGGUAACAACUUACAUAACAAGGAAUGGCAAUACUUGGAUCGUUGCGUCAGUCAAGCACAGGGAAUGGAGUAGUCAGGUUAUGGGCUACGCUGAGUUCUGUAUUAUAUACUUAUAUAAUGACAGCCGGCAUAAGCAGGGUCAUCUAAUAAGUACGGGGAACAAGCUUGAUCUGCGCGGUGAACUUAUUACGAUGAACAGUGUUGAGGAUGACUGGCGAGUAAAGAAUAUGACUAAUACUGACUUAACAAUAGGUCAACACCAUCCAAUUAGUCCGGAAAGCGGGGCUUGGAGACAACUGAGCUUGAUGAGUCCAUUACGUGGUUAUGAUCUUUGUUAG
Melampsora larici-populina 98AG31 is the source of this 678-nucleotide messenger RNA. RefSeq lists its product as uncharacterized. Lineage: Eukaryota; Fungi; Basidiomycota; Pucciniomycetes; Pucciniales; Melampsoraceae. The record is from RefSeq and is a predicted model, not a curated record. Bases 1 to 678 code for a protein of 225 amino acids. The transcript has 4 exons.